AAAAUGAACCGCUUCAUUCUUUCCGCUUUCCUCCUUGUUGCCAUCUUUGCCAUAUCCGAUGCUGCCGUUGCUCAACAGCAGGUUAAGGACGGAGAAAAAGUUGAAAUCGAUGCUUUCAAGGGAGCCAAGGCAAUCAAGAGAACCGUUGCCGGUGGAGAUCAAAUCUUCCACCUUGACGGAGAUAACAAGGGAUCAUUUGUUGAUGCUAAGGGAAAGAAGAUUGAGUCAACCAAUUAUGAAGCUAAUAACGGAAUCCUUAUCAUUAAGAAGUUCACCAAGGCCGAUGUUGGAACCUACUCCGAGCACCCAGCUAAAAACACCGAAACCAAGCACGCUGAUGGAUCCAUCUCCGCUGUUCCAGGACUCACUCUUGAUAUCUCCCUGCAAUAAACAAAUUUCAUUCGGAAUGUGUUCUAAUAAUUUCUCUAAAUAAAAUUUUUAAAAC
Messenger RNA from Caenorhabditis elegans, 445 nucleotides. It is a transcript of the gene E04F6.9, whose product is annotated as Periplasmic protein. NCBI's taxonomy places the organism in Eukaryota, Metazoa, Nematoda, Chromadorea, Rhabditida, Rhabditidae. The record is from RefSeq and is marked reviewed. Bases 4 to 390 code for a protein of 128 amino acids. The transcript has 3 exons.